ACCCCAGAUGAGGAUGGCGGGGUCGGCGGGAGUGCGGUAGCUCGUGCGCGCAGCCCGAACAUCUGUCCCUUCCCCCUCCCCGGCGCUCCGCCCCUCUUACCUCACCUAACCAACCCCCUGUUUUCCGGUGUUGCCAGGCAUGGGGCCGUGAAUUAUGAGAUGAAAUAGAAAUGGAAUUUUGGUAAACAAUUCAGAUUAGGCCUGAAUUUAUCGAUGAGUUAACAUAUUUCCAUGAUGUGUCUGUGGAGUGAGGAUGAGUGAUGCCCCACAUACACGUAUCUUGACGCCGAGGCGUUUCCUGUUUCCUAUUAUACAUUCUCUGAGUCCGGGUAUUUGUAUUCAUAAUCACAAGGCGUCCUUAUGUAUUUUGAAUCCGUGGUGGUACGGGAUUCACACCGCCCUUUGUCUCGCAUGUCGUAUUCUGGUCGUAUUCAGACCCCACUGACUGCACAAACUUAACGUGGCACUACCAACUUCAUAACGUCUUCCUUCACGCCUUGGUGCUGUGUGGCUGUGAUGUGCUCUUCAGAGAGUUGGAAGUGUCUCAGCGUCUCAGCAGGAAACUAAAAUGAAUGAAAAUUAGUAAUCACCAACCCACAAUUGUUUCCGUCCGCCUCCUCUUCCCCUCCCCCCUCACCGUCCUUCUCUGUUCCCCCGCCCCUCCCUUUGCCCGUCCCCUGCCCCCUGCCUCCCCAGCGCGGGCGAGGGGCUGAAGGGGAGGAGCAGCUGUCUUCCCACCACCACAUUCAGCUCGCGCCAGUCUCUAGUCACAGUCCGUUGAGAGAGCACGUCUCAGUACGCGUCCCUGGCCUUCUCUACCCUGCCACGCCGGGACUGUUGAGUGCUUCACUGUGGACUUAAUCAACGAGUUCAAAGGAUCAUGCUUUUCUGUAAUAAGUCUGUGACGCUAAGAAGUUAUACUUACGAAGAGUGAACAGUUUUUAUUAGUGCUUACUUCUGAAAACAGAAAAAACUCCAACAGCGAUUGAGGAGUGAAAGUGCUGCAGUCUUCCAUCCCGCUGCGGAGUGCAUGUUUAGGUUGUGAGUGUUGUGUCACGGCGGCAUCGCCCUGGAUGAGAGUGGCAGCCGGCGCGCCGUGAUGCCUGCCCUGUGUAUUGAGGAGUACGCUUCUGAACCCACUGUCACUUGCUACACAGCGGGACCCAUAUUCAAGAAGAUGAAGGUCCUCAAGAAGUUCAAGAGACGCAUGGGACUAGCCGGUCGGGGGUCAGGGACAACCAACCUUCCACCGCUGACCUUCCAUCCGGUGUGCGGGGACAACGUCCGCAUCGCUAAUGACGGCAAGGUCGCGCGGCGCACGGAGAGCUUCUGUAAGGGCAUCGCCUUCUCCAAUCGGCCCAUCAGGAUCGGCGAGAGGGUGUGCCUGCGGUUGCUGGAGGUCAACAGUAACUGGUCCGGCGUCAUUCGUUUUGGCUUCACGUCCCAGGACCCAGCUGGCCUGCGAGACGCCCUGCCCAAGUACGCCUGCCCUGACCUGACUAAUAAGCCGGGUUACUGGGCCAAGGCACUCAGUGAACGCUUCGCUGAACAGGGCAGUGUCCUCUUCUAUUAUGCGGACUCCACGGGCGAUGUGCAUUUCGGCAUCAACGGUGAGGAGCGCGGGGUGUUCUUCAGCGGCGUGGACACCCGCUCUCAGCUGUGGGGCCUCUUUGAUGUUUACGGAAACAGCACGGCGGUGGAGUUCCUUGACCCCGACGCACAUCUCAACAACCGCGUCAGGAUAGUGAACGACCUGAGCCCCGGGUCCUCGACGGCCAGCUCCCGGGUAGUGCCUCAGGCCCAGCUGCCACCCCCUCAGCCUCAACCGCCCGCCAGGACCGACGCGGGCGUUGAGAGACUACAGCCCUCCAUGGCCCAGUUGGCACUAACACCUCGUGCCCCCGACGCUCUGCCACUGCGGCAUUACACCCACACAGCCUUCACUCCGUUGCCCUUCCACCGUGUACGGGGUCGCAAUGUAAGGUUAAAUAAUGACCGAACCGUAGCGGCACGCACAGAAACUGAGUACUCGCACGGGUAUGUGUUCACAGCGAGGCCGCUGCGGCCCGGCGAGCGCCUGGUGGUGCAGGUGCUGCACGUUGAAGCAAUGUAUGUUGGCGCCUUGGCCUUCGGGCUGACUGCUGCAAACCCUGCAGGGCUCGAAUCCUCUGACCUGCCCGAAGACUGUGACCUGUUGUUGGACCGCCCCGAGUACUGGGUGGUAAGUAAGGACGUGGCCGCCUCCCCGCAGCCUGCCGACGAGUUGGCCUUCGCUCUGUCCCACCACGGCGAGGUGACCUUCUCCCGUAAUGGCGCCGCCCCGCAGGUCUUCAUGCACGUGGACCACACGCUCCAGCUGUGGGCCUUCUUCGACGUGUACGGCAACACCAGCAAGAUCAGAAGCCUCGGCGUGACGCACGACCCGGCGCCUCCUCAGCAGCCAGCCUCCAGCUCUCCUCCACGGCGCCCUGAACCUGUGGCAAGGCAGUCGCACCCCCAGCUGUCACGGGCGUCUCCCUUGGUAGUAAGCCUUCCACCCAGCCCACCCUCCCCGCCUACCUCCCACACCCACUCCGCCUCGCCACCACCUCCCCUGCCAGCGCCGCGGGACCCCAUGAGCGGCCAUGGUACCAUGUCCUCUGUGUACAGUGGCGCCUACAUGGAACCAGUGUCUGCUUCUUCCACCCUCACCUCCCGGGGCGACCUGCCAGUAGGCCCUACCCUGCACGAGUGUACAGUGUGCUACGAGAAGCCAGUGGAUUCUGUGCUGUACAUGUGUGGCCACAUGUGUAUGUGCUACGAGUGUGCGCUGCAGCAGUGGCGGGGGCGGGGAGGCGGCCAGUGCCCUAUCUGCCGCGCCGUUAUCCGGGAUGUGAUCCGCACCUACCGUUCAUGACGGGGCCCUCGCCCACCCCCUUGCCCCUUGUCCCGCCCACUCUCACCCGAGGCCCAACAGGCCUCGGGCGGGGGCAUCGGUGAGGGCGAACCGUGAUACCUGCUCAUACCAAAGGUGGUUGAUACAGUGCCGAGCCUGGCGCCGGCCAGGGCCACGUUGUCUAGUCCCGCCCUGCCGCGCAUACCCUGUAUGUGCCGCGCCCAUGUGUGUGUUUGUGUGUGUGUGUGUGUGUGUGUCCACGCGUGCAGAGUAACGCGUCCUUACCUCUGGUCUAAGUCAGCUGUGGUAGUGUGUACAUAGUGGCCUCGGGAACAGUCACACCCCCGCCCGUGGCCUCUCCUGCCCCCUUCUGUACAUAGCUCGCAGUAACUUAUGGGCCCUGUGCCCCCUUUGUAUGCCCUGUCAUUAUUUUGUACUUGGGUCAUAUGUGAAUAUAUGUUUUUUAUAUUUCCGUCAUUGCAUUGGUCAUUGCUCUUUGGACAGUUUACUGGUGUCUGUCAUUAACAUCAUCACCAUUUAGGUAAAUAAAUAUUUUAAAAUAA
Eriocheir sinensis (Chinese mitten crab) is the source of this 3438-nucleotide messenger RNA. It is a transcript of the gene neur, whose product is annotated as protein neuralized-like. Lineage: Eukaryota; Metazoa; Arthropoda; Malacostraca; Decapoda; Varunidae. The transcript is spliced from 3 exons. Bases 1100 to 2896 code for a protein of 598 amino acids. The record is from RefSeq and is a predicted model, not a curated record. Gene Ontology annotation, molecular function: ubiquitin protein ligase activity.